UUUCUCGCUACCUGCUCUGUUUGUUUUGCUUAGUUCGAAGAUAACGAAGCAGAAAGAAGGGAGAAAUGGAAGAAAAGCUAUCGUCGGUGGCGAAAACUCUGACACCCUCUCCAAUACAGCAACUAUCUUUUCUUGCUCAAAGAUGUGACGCCAUUAACCUCGCCGAAGGGUUUCCAGAUUUUCCUGCGCCUCUGCAAAUAAAAAAUGCGGCUGUUUCGGCCAUCAAUUCCGAUUUCAAUCAGUACAGGCAUGUGCAAGGGAUAUGUGAUCACGUUGCCUGUAAAAUGAAGGAAAUACAAGAACUGAAUGUUGACCCCCUCACAGAUAUAGUUAUUUGCUGUGGGCAGUCUGAGGCAUUUGCGGCUACCAUGUUUGCAAGUAAAAUGUCUCAAGGGUCGCACAUUCUCGUAGUUAAUCAAUUUAAAGAUUUCUUUGCUUUUAAGGGUGUGUUUAUAAUGCAUGCUUGUCUUUGUUUCAUUUCCUCAGUAGUUGAGCAGGGGGAUGAGGUGAUAAUAUUUGAUCCAUCAUAUGAAACAUAUGAAACGUGUAUUAGGCUGGCUGGAGGAAUCCCCGUAUAUGUAGCUCUCGAUCCACCUAAUUGGACGUUGGAUCUUGAUAAACUAAAGAAGUCUUUUACUUCAAAGACAAAAGCUGUAGUUUUGAAUAGUCCUCACAACCCAACUGGAAAAGUUUUCUCCAAGGAUGAGCUAGAGAUCAUUGCUGGAGCUUGCCAGACCUGGAAUAUCUUAGCUGUAACAGAUGAAGUGUAUGAGCAUAUUACUUUUGACAAGGAACGUCACAUAUCACUUGCGUCACUACCGGAAAUGCAGAAGAGGACCAUUGUGACAUCUUCCUUGUCAAAAACUUUUAGUGUAACUGGAUGGAGAAUUGGAUGGGCAAUUGCCCCAGCUUGGAUUGCUUCUGCUAUUAGAAACAUUCAUAUUAAAAUUACAGAUUCUGCUCCUGCACCUUUCCAGGAAGCUGCUUUGACUGCUUUGAUGAGUCCGCAUGCAUACUUUGAUUCAUUGAGAAGAGACUAUGAAUUGAAAAGAGAUUUCGUAGUUGACAUGCUUGAAAAGGUUGGCUUCAAGAUGCAAUUUAAGCCCAAGGGUUCCUUUUUUGUAUUUGCACCUCUUCCCGGGAGCUGCACUCUUUCUGAUGUUGAAUUCGUGGAGGAACUAAUUAAACAAGCAGGGGUGGUGGCAGUACCAGGGUGCGGUUUUUUCCAUACCAGUUUAUCUGCGGAGGAUUCUUCUCAGGCUGCACUUGGCUACCAGAGAAGAUAUAUCAGAUUUGCAUUCUGCAAAAGCGAGGAUACAUUGGCUGCUGCUUCAAAGAAGAUUAGUGGGCUUGUCAAUGGUACAGGAAAUUUCAAGCUACUUUAAGUUGCUUGGUUUUAUAUGAUGGAGCUGCUGCAAGGAUCUUAGAACUUGAAAACAUAGUCAAGUUACAUUUUAAUUGACUUAAUCUAGAUGGUAAAGGUAUGAAAUAGUUUGUGAGAGACUGAGAAAUGUGUGUAAUCUUGGGAGCAUUUGAGCAUGGAUCUUUGAAUUUCUGAUGACUGAAUCCUAGACUUUGAGAUCCUUCAUUAUCAUGAGCAAUCUGAGAGGUUUUACCAUGACUUUGCUCAUGUCAAAUAUGAAUGAAAGAUUGCUGAAGUUUUCUUGCGAUUCAGCCAGCUAACAAUUUCUUGUUUACGUGAAUCAUUCUUGUCAUAGAGAACAUUCAAUAAAAAAACAUUGGAAUUCUGCA
Molecule: messenger RNA, 1752 nt
Organism: Olea europaea var. sylvestris
Lineage: Eukaryota; Viridiplantae; Streptophyta; Magnoliopsida; Lamiales; Oleaceae
Product: methionine aminotransferase-like
Exons: 8
Coding region: 66-1385 (439 amino acids)
Biological process (GO): biosynthetic process
Cellular component (GO): cytoplasm
Molecular function (GO): L-kynurenine:2-oxoglutarate transaminase activity; pyridoxal phosphate binding
Source: RefSeq, a predicted model, not a curated record